GCACAGAAAGCUGCGGCGUUUCCGGCCAGCUCAGCGCGUCUCCUGCGGUGUUGUCACUCUUCACGAGCUGUCACGCACGCACUCCUGCCAGCUCACCGGAGCGCUUUGUGGGCCGCGGAGGGUCAUCGGAACACCGGCAGAGAUGGUGCUGCUCACGAUGAUCGCCAGGCUGGCGGACGGACUGCCGCUGGCCGCCUCCAUGCAGGAGGACGAGCAGGGAAGUGAGAAGCUGGGUCGAGAUCUUCAACAGUACCAGAGCCAAGCGAAGCAGCUCUUCAGGAAGCUCAACGAGCAGAGUCCGUCACGCUGCACUCUGGAGGCCGGUUCCAUGGCCUUUCACUACUGCAUAGAGAAAGGAGUGUGUUACCUCGUCCUGUGUGAGGCUAGCUUCCCCAAGAAGCUGGCCUUUGCGUACCUGGAGGACCUGCAGGCGGAGUUUCAUGAGCAGCAUGGGAAGAAGGUCCCCACGGUGUCCCGUCCGUACUCCUUCAUCGAGUUUGACACCUACAUUCAGAAAACGAAGAAGUCGUAUAUCGACAGCCGAGCACGAAGGAAUCUGGGCAACAUCAACACAGAGCUGCAGGACGUGCAGAGGAUCAUGGUGGCCAACAUCGAGGAGGUCCUGCAGAGAGGAGAAGCUCUCUCUGCUUUAGACUCCAAGGCCAGCAACCUGUCCAGCCUGUCCAAGAAGUACAGGAGUGACGCCAAGUACCUGAACACCCGCUCCACCUAUGCCAAGCUGGCUGCCGGGGGGGUCUUCUUCAUCAUGCUGAUUGUUUAUGUGCGCUUCUGGUGGCUCUGAGCAAUGAAGGAGAUGAGGAUGGAGGUGAAGAAUGAACCCGCCACGGUCCGUGGACGCUAAGAAACGCCAUCCCAUGAUAGGACUUUACACAUUUAAGACCCGCCCAUUUCCAUCUCACCUGUCCAUGGAGCACAAACAUUUCUUUUAAUCAUUAAUCUGUUGUAAUAGAUUAGAGAAGCGUACGUGUGCACGUGUCUGUGUGCACGUGGAGGGGGCUGAUCAAAAACCGUAAGGGUCUAAUGUAGCGGCUAAAGGGGCAUGAACCUAAUUAGUUUUGAUGACAUCACAGGUGGGCGGGGCUGAGGAAGAGUUUUGCUUUGUCUUCAGUGGUUGCAGCGAACAGAUAAAGUAACUGCAGAAGUGAUUGAAAUAGUCCCUUUUCCUCCCCUCGGUUAUAUUAUGGGAUGGUGAAACUGUAAUGUUUUUCUUUUUUUUUUGCUAAAACGUUUUUAUUUCUGAACAGAAAAUCCAGCAGGUGACCUCGUUUGGGGCCUGAUUAUCUGGUGUGAACCAGAACCCGAUCCGUGUCGGUUCUCCUCGCUGCAGAUGGAGUUUUUUUAAAGUUGAAGUUGGGUUCCACCUCAUUAGUCUCCUCCUACUCUGCUUCCAUUUCUGCUAAAUAUCCAGAUUGGGCUGACAGUGGAAGCUGAGAAGUCCUCGUGGAGAUCUCUGGUUCCACACCUUUAAGGUUCUCUGUUCUGUAUUUCUGAAGCGGCAGUCUCAGCUCUUUGGGCCGCGUUCCUGCAGUUAAGGUAGAUCUAUGGUGUUUAGGUUGCUAUGAGUUUCUUUUCUUUGUGUUUGAUCUCGUUUUGUCAAGAAAGACCUGAGACGUCCGUCUCGGACCGAAGAAUCUCUGUGACGGUUCAACACUUCUGUUUGUGUGAUCUUUACGGUGUCGUCGCUCACGAGACCAUAGAAAGAAAAGGAACCGUUCUGUGGUUCUUCUAGACGGUGUCUCUCUCUUACCUCAGCUUUCCUUUAGCUGCAGCCAGCUGGAGUCCACGCGUGGAAACCGCAGGACGCCGAAAGCCGCUGAUCGGCUUCGACCGUUUGGGAGGAGUUUUAAAGCUCUUAAGGAAUGUUCCACUGAGUGAAAAGUGAGAAGGCCUUUGAGUGUUCUGAUGGUUCCCUCAGAAAUAACAUUUCUGCAGCUCCAGCACCACUUUUCAGUGAGAAGUUUCCUUUUGGAGGAUGUGCUCCACUACGGUUAUGCUCUGCAGAAAAGCUGCAGACCGGAUUUUACGUUUGUAAAUUUUACUUUGAAGUGGACUCCAGAAUAAAAGAAUUUGCACAAACG
This is a messenger RNA of Oryzias latipes (Japanese medaka), 2099 nucleotides long. Lineage: Eukaryota; Metazoa; Chordata; Actinopteri; Beloniformes; Adrianichthyidae. The record is from RefSeq and is a predicted model, not a curated record.